AAAAGGGCAGCUCCCGUCCCGUGCCCCCGGCGCUGUGGGAGGACGCGGGGCGAUGGCGGCGGCCGCGGCCAUGGCCGCGCUGGGCCGGAGCCUCACGGCCGCGCUCCGCCUGCCCCGGGCUCGGCCGGGACUCCCCGGGAUGACACUGAACCUGUACCACAAGAACCUACCAAAAGUUGAGACCCUCCAUCAGGUGAAGUUCCUGCACACAACUGUGUCUCAGAGAGGUCUGGAGGAGUUUUUUGAUGAUCCAGGAAACUGGGGGGAAAAAAGUGUAAAGUCUGGGGAUUCAUGGAACAUAAAGCAGCUAAGGGGCAAGAGUAGUGAAGACUUACACAAACUUUGGUAUGUCCUGCUGAAAGAGAAGAACAUGCUCUUAACUUUAGAGCAAGAAUCCAAACGACAGCGCAAGCCUAUGCCAAGUCCAGAACGCUUAGAAAAGGUAGAAACAUCUAUGAAAAAUAUAGACUUGGUAGUCAGAGAAAGAGAGAUUGCUUUGAGGCUUUUACAAACAGGCCACGAAAAGCCAGUCCCCGGCGAGUGGAGACACGACUUCCUGGGACGCACCUUCUGGUACAGUUACAAGGAAUGGCCAAUACCAUGGCACUUAAACAAAAAACACAAAAAGAAGAGAUUCUAUUACUUACCUCACGUGAAUCACUUCAUCAGACUCAGACUUGAAAAAACCUUACGGAAAAGGGCAAGACAACAAAGCCUGGAGAGGACGAGGAGGAAGGUUUUGGAAAGGAAGUUCCCUGAUGUUGCUGUGAAAUCCCAGAGCCAGUAGCAUGCUGGAAGAGCACUGCAAGCAACUGGUCAAGUGUCUGUGGACAUGAAUCAUGUUCUGGAACCACAAACAACUCCACUGAGCAUUCCAGAGAGUCUCCAUCUUUUUUUUGUUUUUAAUACCACAUUUGACUUUAAUUAAACUUGUGCUCUGGAAUUAAAAAGCAGCUUUGGUGCCUAA
Messenger RNA from Vidua macroura (Pin-tailed whydah), 967 nucleotides. It is a transcript of the gene MRPL47, whose product is annotated as mitochondrial ribosomal protein L47. Bases 53 to 787 code for a protein of 244 amino acids. The transcript has 7 exons. The record is from RefSeq and is a predicted model, not a curated record. Lineage: Eukaryota; Metazoa; Chordata; Aves; Passeriformes; Viduidae. Gene Ontology annotation, molecular function: structural constituent of ribosome. Gene Ontology annotation, cellular component: mitochondrial ribosome; mitochondrial large ribosomal subunit. Gene Ontology annotation, biological process: mitochondrial translation.